AUGUCCGAAGCUUUCGAACCUUUUCAAGAUGCAGCAGUUUGGGUUCUCAAGGGUGCAAGUUCAGACCCGGAGAGGUCCACCCCGGAGAAAGUCUUGAGCCGCUUUGAUCAGAUCUGCCUAGAACUGCACUGGCUGGGUCGGCCCAUGCGCGGGGGCGACUACGAGACCAAGGCGCGUGCGCUGGAAAAGCUGGCCGAGCAGUUUGUGCUCUUGCAUGCUCACGGCAACAGCCUCUCGGAACCACGGGAUCGCCUCAGCGCUGCUCUAAGAAAUGUAGGCUAUGGCGACAUCUUGAACGUCGCUGGCUGUCAGCUCCCCGAUGAAGUCGGUUUGGUGCCAAACCCCAUGCUGGAUGCGAACAACUGCCAGUUCGUGUGGCUCGGCGGCAGGGUGGGCCGCCUGGUGGACCAGGUAGGCGCAGCCAGAUUUAACGCCGACGUGUGCUGCAAUUUCCGCGUGGAAGCAUCUGAUACGUUGAAGGAAUUGCAGAAGAAGAACGAGCAUCUCCGUGUGCAGCUGAGCAAAUCUCCGUGGCCCAAACUGAAGUGCUUCUCGUCGGACGGGCAAAGCUACAGACUGCCAUUGCGAGCCCAAAGCAGAGAUGUGCCUUCUCUGCACUCGGAAGACAGGCAGGCCUAUUUGUCCGGCUUUUUCGAUGGGGAUGGCUGCGUUUCAUGUCAGCCGAACUGGUCGGGAUGCUACUUGUCAAUAGCGCAGUCCUUCAACCAGGCCGAGGUCCUAAUGCUGUUUUAUGAAACAUUUGGGGGAAGUAUCACGCUGCUCCGUGAUGGCAUGGGCCUGCACAGACCUUCUCUUCGGUGGAUGGCAUGUGGCCAGUCAGCCCGAAAUGCAGCUCAGCUCUUGGUGCCACAUAGCAUCACCAAGCGAAAGCAGCUGUUGUUGGCGGCCCAGUGGCCUGAGGCGAAAUCAGACAGAAAAGACUGCAAGGCCGAGCUGCGUGCCCUGAAGGAGUACGACUCGGCCGUCGCUGGUCCGUGCAGCUGGGAGUACUGUGCGGGGUUUUUCGAUGCUGAGGGCUACAUCAAGCAGCAGCAUGGAGGAGCAUCUCUGCAGCUGCAGAUCAAGCAAAAGCAUCCACGAGUGCUGAUGUGCCUUCGCGAAUUUUUGGCCCGAAGCUUGGGCAAAGAUUCCACACUCGCAAAGUCGGGAGGAUCUGCCCACGUGCUUUUGAUUUGCGGGCUGACCUCCUGCAAGCAAAUACUGCAGCAUUUUUUGGCUGCUGGACUGCUCUGCAAAGCAGAACAAGCAAAGCUGGUUUUAGGCUUGACGACGGAAACUGCGGCCCAAGUUGAUGCUGAGCUCGGGCGCUUGACCGGGAACCAAAAGUUUGGGAAGAGGCUGGAUGCCGCUGGCCGACAAAGAGCGAAGAAGAUCGCAAGUACACGAAAGGCAUCGCGUGCCGAAGCUCACGCCAAGCUUGCCGAGGAGCACGAGCUUCUGAAUGCUGUUCAUGAAAACCAGCAGUUGCUUCAGUACAUGAGCAAAGUGCAGAGUUUGCACGACAAUUCGUGGGAAGGCGUCCGUCUGCGAUUGAGCUACCCGGCAAAGUCCUGCAGAGAGGGUUGCAAGGCCGAGCUGCGUGCCCUGAAGGAGUACGACUCGGCGGUCGCUGGUCCGUGCUGCUGGGAGUACUUCGCUGGCUUCUUCGAUGCAGAGGGCUACAUCCAGCAGAGGAGUGGAGGAGCCUCGCUGGAUCUGCAGAUUGGGCAAAAGUAUCCACGAAUCCUGAAGUGUCUUCGGGACUUCGUUGCCCGAGAGUUGGGCAUAGAUGUAAGGCUUCGGAAGAUGAAGCGUGAUCUUCAUGCUCUUGAGGUUAACGGCCUGCUGAAAUGCAAACAAUUUCUCCAACAUUUGUUGAAUGCAGGAAUGCUGUGCAAGGCGAAGCCAGCAGAGCUUGCUGUAGGCCUGCUUCACCGGAACGCAGGGCAAGUCAGUAGUCAGCUAGCACAUCUGACUGGGAACCAAACGUUUGGGAAAAAGCUAGAUGCGGCUGGCUGCGCAAGGGCGAAGAAGAUCAUGUCCGCACAGGCCGCAGCUGCUCGUCUGAAACGACAAGGUCAGUUUGCGGAAGCUGUCGCCAAGCUGGGCGAGGUGGAGGUGCUAAAGGCCGAGCACGAGCUUCUCAAAGCCGGCUGCGAGAACAGGCAGUUGAUGGAGUAUAUGCGCAAAGUGCAGAGUUUGCACCGUAAUUCAUGGGAGGGCCCGCUUGCCCACGGCUU
Messenger RNA from Symbiodinium sp. CCMP2456, 2240 nucleotides. The record is from the annotation of a GenBank genome assembly. Lineage: Eukaryota; Dinophyceae; Suessiales; Symbiodiniaceae.